CUGGUCUCGAACUCCCGACCUCAGGUGAUCCACCCGCCUCAGCCUCCCAAAGUGCUGGAAUUACAGGCGUGAACCACCGAGCCCGGCCUGUUUUUCAGUCUCUAAUACACUGUUCCGCGUCCCUAGCAUAGUAGCUGUUUUCUGUAAAUUCGGAGCGAAGUUGACUGCAAACCCCGCCGGGUUCACCGGCCUGGGCGGCGUGGACUUCAAGCCCCAGGAGGCAUUGCGGCCGGCACAUCGGGAACUACGGCGUCUGAGAAGGGGGCCGGGCCCUCCGGUCCUUUCCCUCCCAGAAGCCCGCGGGCUGCUCGGAACGCUGUUUCUAUCAUGGCCGCGGGAGCCGGGACGGCGGGCCCCGCUUCCGGCCCGGGCGUCGUGCGUGACCCAGCGGCGUCACAGCCGAGGAAGCGGCCGGGCCGGGAGGGCGGGGAGGGCGCGCGGCGAUCGGACGCGAUGGUGGGAGGAGGCGGGAGUAGCGACGGCAGCGGGCGGGCAGCUGGCAGGCGGGCGUCCCGCAGUAGCCGGCGGGUCCGGCGGGGGCGCCACGAGCCGGGGUUGGGGGGCCCGGCGGAGCGCGGCGCGGGGGAGGCACGACUGGAAGAGGCAGUCAGUCGCUGGGUGCCCAAGUUCUACUUCCACGAGGCACUGCGCGCCUUUCGGGGUAGCCGGUACGGGGACUUCAGACAGAUCCGGGACAUCAUGCAGGCUUUGCUUGUCAGGCCCUUGGGGAAGGAGCAGACCGUGUCCCGAUUGCUGCGGGUUAUGCAGUGUCUGUCGCGCAUUGAAGAAGGGGAAAAUUUAGACUGUUCCUUUGAUACGGAGGCUGAGCUCACACCACUGGAAUCAGCUAUCAAUGUGCUGGAGAUGAUUAAAAUGGAAUUUACACUGACAGAAGCAGUGGUCGAAUCCAGUAGAAAACUGGUCAAGGAAGCUGCUGUCAUUAUUUGUAUCAAAAACAAAGAAUUUGAAAAGGCUUCAAAAAUUUUGAAAAAGAAUAUGUCCAAGGACCCCACAACUCAGAAGCUGAGAAAUGAUCUCCUGAAUAUUAUUCGAGAAAAGAACUUGGCCCAUCCUGUUAUCCAGAACUUUUCCUAUGAGACCUUCCAGCAGAAGAUGCUGCGCUUCCUGGAGAGCCACCUGGAUGACGCCGAGCCCUACCUCGUCACGAUGGCCAAAAAGCCUUUGAAAUCUGAGUCUGCUGCCUCAAGUACAGGGAAGGAAGAUAAACAGCGAGCACCAGGGCCUGUGGAAAAGCCACCCAGAGAACCCGCAAGGCAGCUACGGAAUCCUCCAACCACCAUUGGAAUGAUGACUCUGAAAGCAGCUUUCAAGACUCUGUCUGGUGCCCAGGAUUCUGAGGCAGCCUUUGCAAAACUGGACCAGAAGGAUCUGGUUCUUCCUACUCAAGCGCCUGUAAUCCCAGCUACUUGGGAAGCUGAGGCAGAGAAUUGCUUGAAUCCGGGAGGCGGGGGUUGCAGUGAGCCGAAAUCACACCAGUAUUAACUGUUACACCAUUGAUACAGUCUGUUAUACAUGCAUCUGUUACACGAUUGCAUUCACCUUUAGGCAGUCUUAGUUUUUCACCCUUAACUCUCACAACCUUUGAGAAUCAGUUGGAUCCAUUUUAUUAUGGUUUGUUUGUUAUAAUAGAGUACAUUCAAUGUCUUUGUUUUACUUCACUGUUCUACUCCUUAGCUGGCUUGCCUUGGGCAAGUUAUGCAAGCUUUUGGAACCUCAGUUUUUUCAUCUGAAAGUUAGGGAUUAUGGGAGUCCAUAAGACAGAAUUAAUAUUUUUAAAAAAUGGAGUUGACAUUACAGCAUAAAAGCAUAAGUUUCAUUGUUUCCUCUCAAGUAUUCAUUAUUCAAACUACCAUGUCAUGAGCUCUAUGAUAGAAAUCAUCUGGAAAUAAAAUAUGCCAUUUUACCACAAGAGGGUGUAUUUGACCUUUGUAGGCAACAAAGCUUAAUAUUAAAGCUUCACUUCAUAGACAUGGACUUUUCAGAGGGUUUAAUAUGCAUGAGAUCAAUUCCAAAUGUAUCAUCAAAUUAUUCAGGAAAGUUAUUCAUGUGUCUGUGUUGUGUGUGUGUAUGUGUGUGUGUGUGUGUCCAGGAAGUGUAUAUAUCCCUCCCAUGUGUUUCCUGAUGACUAUGGAAUGGGAACCAUAUUUUGACAACAUUUUCUCCAUCAAACAGUAAAUCUUUGGCAUUAAAACAAGAGAUUGUCCCACGAAGAGGACAAGGGUUUUCAUUUGGAAUUCAUUAAAAAAAAUCUCAACUCAAAAGUGUUGCUAAAAAAAAACACGUCUUGCCUUUGGAACAAGUUGAAUGACUCACAGGUGGAAAGGCCAAGUCAGAGCCUCGAGUCCAAGGACAUCUUCCUUUCUAAAUUUCUCCUUUCGAUAAUGCAGAUUUUUACUUUCUACUUCUCAAACAAACUUCUUCCUAUCGCCCUUUUCUCUACACCAGGGAAAUCCCAUUUUACAUUCUGUAUUCCAAGCGAUUAAGCCUGUUUUUUUUUUUUUCAUCUAAUAACAGGCAUCCUGGCUCAUGCCAUCAAGUCGUGAUAGAUGUCGAGCCUUAUCCAGUUACUGUCUUCCUCUUCAUUUCCCCAAAGCCAGAACAGAAGCUCCAGGGAAGUCAGAGUUUGAACUUAAAUCUUUCUCGGUCACCUACUGGUUAAGUUACCUUGGAAAAGUUAUUCAAAGCUUCUUUGUUCAGUUUUUUUUUCAUCUAAAAGUUGGAGUCUGUAUUAAUUAACUGCUCACAAGCUUGCUGUGAAGUUUAAUGAAAUGAUAUUAGUGUGGCAAUAUACUUUUUGAGAAAUACAGUUUUGUUUUGUUUUCCGUUGGUUUUCUCCUCCCCCACAUCCAUUCUACCAAAGUAAACAGGUCUUCUAUGUUUCUUUGCUUUGAAAAAGAAUUUCAAUUAUAGCAGGAGUUGCCUGCAAACCACUUCCCUUCCCAGCUUCUGCUUUACUAAAUCCUGAGCUUAUUGAUGAAAGUCCAUUAAGGAAUCCUUUUUGAGGGAUACCAGGAGAGGGAAUGUGGGAGGGAGAAAGAUUAUCUGUUUGUUUUUACAAUAAAAAGAGAGGACCGAAGCCAGAGUGGGGUAAGAGCACAUACCCACAGAGUUCCUCCUAAAGUCUCAAAAGACAGUGGGAAGUAAUGGGAGUUCUUUUCAGGAUGCUCAGGGAAGCUGGACUCUGGGUUCUGAGGCUUUCAGCCCAGAUGCAGAUUCCUGCACUUAACCCACAGAUAGCAUGGCAGCAGCGAGCCUCUAAUCUUUACACAUCCCUAUAGACUCAUUAUGAUUUCAGCAGGGUUAUGACUAACUGGAGACUAGAAGCCCUUCCUAUCAUUGCUAGAUAUUGCACAAACCUUCUUGAUUCUGUUGCAAUUCUUAGACAAGGGAGGGAUCCUGAAAUAACUGAAUUUUCUUGCAGCCUACUUAGCAGGGUUCAAAGUUAUAUUUUAUUGGACUUAAAGAAAAUAUAGAAAUAUGUAUUUCCUGUAUGUCUGAGUUUGUGCACCAAGAGUUACUCCCGAUACAUUUGUAAAACUCUUAGGAUCCAACACUUGGUUAAUAGUAAAUCUACCAUUAAAAAAAUAUAAUUUACUGUGA
Symphalangus syndactylus (siamang) is the source of this 3621-nucleotide messenger RNA. RefSeq names its product telomeric repeat-binding factor 2-like. Gene Ontology annotation, biological process: protection from non-homologous end joining at telomere; negative regulation of telomere maintenance via recombination; telomeric D-loop disassembly. Gene Ontology annotation, molecular function: double-stranded telomeric DNA binding; protein homodimerization activity; G-rich strand telomeric DNA binding. Lineage: Eukaryota; Metazoa; Chordata; Mammalia; Primates; Hylobatidae. Gene Ontology annotation, cellular component: nucleus; chromosome, telomeric region; shelterin complex. The record is from RefSeq and is a predicted model, not a curated record.